Molecule: messenger RNA, 2094 nt
Organism: Trichoderma breve
Lineage: Eukaryota; Fungi; Ascomycota; Sordariomycetes; Hypocreales; Hypocreaceae
Product: non-SMC mitotic condensation complex subunit 1 domain-containing protein
Exons: 6
Coding region: 1-2094 (697 amino acids)
Biological process (GO): vesicle-mediated transport; intracellular protein transport
Cellular component (GO): membrane coat
Molecular function (GO): clathrin binding
Source: RefSeq, a predicted model, not a curated record
AUGUCUAACACCGCUGGUGGAGGGGAUUCCAAGCUGUUCGCUCGGGGCAAAGUCGCGGAGCUGCGCCUCGAGCUGAACAGCGGCGGAAAGAAGGAUAAGAACUAUGCGACCAAGAAGAUUGCGCUCAAGCGGAUUGUAGCAAACAUGACGAUGAGCAACAACGACAUGGUUGCGCUGUUUCCCGACAUUAUCCAAUGUAUGCACAUCUCGAGCUUGGAGAUCAAGAAAAUGUGUUUUCUAUACUUGGUCAACUAUGCGCGAGUUCGACCAGAGAUUGCGGUCAAUGCGAUCCCGAUAUUGGAACAUGACAUGGAAGAUUCCAACCCCCUGGUGAGAGCGCUGGCUCUGCGGACCAUGUCGUAUAUCCAUGUGCGCGAGUUCGUCGCCGCCACGGUUCCUCUGGUGAAGCAUAUGUUGAGAGACUCGGAUCCAUACGUACGAAAGACGGCUGCAUUCUGCGUCGCAAAGCUCUACGACCACGACAGGCACAUGGUGGAGCAGUCAGACCUCAUCGAUCGACUGAACUCCCUGCUCAGGGACGACAACCCCACAGUUGUUGCCAGUGCGCUGGCUGGCUUGAUGGACAUAUGGGAGAGGAGCGAUGCCAUCAAGCUAACUAUUGACUACACCAACGCCUCCAAAAUGGUUGCUAUCCUGGCUGACUGUUCCGAAUGGGGUCAGACAUACAUCCUGGAGGCGCUCAUGUCAUAUGUCCCUCAAGAGUCAGGAGAAGCAUCGCUGCUGGCAGAGCGAAUAGCUCCUCGUCUCUCUCACUCCAACUCAUCAGUUGUCCUGACCUGCAUCCGAGUGAUCUUAUACCUGAUGAACUAUAUCGCGGACCAGAAGCAGAUUUCGGCACUCUGCAAGAAACUCUCUCCACCUCUGGUGACCCUGUUAGCCAAAGGUCCCGAAGUGCAGUAUCUCGCACUCAGAAACGCCCUCCUCAUUCUGCAAAGGCGGCCCGAGGUGCUGCGAAACGAUAUUCGCGUCUUCUUCUGCAAAUACAAUGAUCCAAUCUACGUCAAAGUUACCAAGCUGGAGCUCAUCUUCAUGCUGGCCAAUGAGAAGAACAUUGAUGAGGUCCUCACCGAGCUGAGAGAGUAUGCCACUGAAAUUGACGUCCAUUUCGUGCGAAAAGCCGUUCGCGCCAUCGGCAAGCUCGCCAUCAAGAUUGAGCCCGCGGCUCGACGAUGCAUCGACCUGCUCCUAGAGCUUGUUGCAACCAAGGUCACGUAUAUCGUCCAGGAAGCCACAGUGCACUUGGACUCACUUGAUGAGCCGGAAGCCAAGGCUGCCAUGGUUUGGGUCAUUGGCCAAUAUGCAGAUCGUAUAGAAAACAGCGACGCAUUGCUGGAGGACUUCCUGUACUCGUUCCAGGAAGAGCCUGUAGAGGUUCAGCUGGCGCUUCUCACCGCAACCGUCAAGCUUUUCAUCCAGAGGCCGACCAAGGGCCAAGAGCUGGUACCAAAAGUCCUCAAGUGGGCCACCGAAGAAACAGAUAACCCUGAUUUGCGUGAUCGGGCCUACAUGUAUUGGCGGCUGCUGUCGACCGACAUGAACUCAGCGAAGAGCAUUGUCAUGGGAGAGAAGCCCCCGAUCACAGCAGAGUCGGAGCGACUAGAGUCAUCAACUUUGGAGGAAAUGUGUCUCAACGUCGGCACCCUAGCAACCGUGUACCUCAAGCCUGUGCAGUCUGUUUUCCGCUCUGCUAGGCCACGAAAGCUGAUUGCUUCUCCGGCGCUGCAGAAGCAGUAUCUGGCCAACGAUAUUGAAACGCAGAAGAGCAUCAGCAUGUUUGGCAAUGGCAGUCAGCCCACCAAUAUCGAUCUAAGGACGCGCAACGCCGUCCCUUCGCCCGCUUCGCCCGCUGCCAAUGGAGGAGGCAACCUUGCGCAGGCGGUGAAUGACGCAGACGCCUACUUCUCCAGCAUUGGGACACAACAGAUGGCGGCAAUGAGAAUAGACGGCGGGGACGAUGGGUUCGGCGGAAGUGGCCUCAAUGGCACAGGCUAUGUCGUCAACGCUCUGGCACCGCAAGCCGUACUGCAGCCGGCGCAUGGCGAGGGAAGCAACGGCGACUUGUUGGUCUUGUAA